AUGUCUUCUGAAAAUGGAACUAACAAACGUCAUCAUAACCCUGUGGACAGCAUUUGCCGAAGGAUCAAGACGAUCCAGAUGAUGGACCAAGUCUCAAAUCCCGCUUUACAGAUCCCAAAGUUUCAGUCUAGGAACUUUGACAGCCCACAAACAAACAUCAAGAAAAACUUAGAGGAGAUAUUGAAGAAAAGGACAUUUAAAAGUCAUGAGAGUAGUGGGCCAUGUUUCCUAAGCCCCAAUAGUGACAAUGUUUUUUCUCCAUGUCCACAGGCCACAAGCUCCAGACGACGCAUGUCUGACUUACGCACUGGCAAUGCAACCUAUUCUAUUGGCAAAAAUAAAGAGAGGACUGGCAAGGCAUGGCUACCCAUGUGCCAAACUGAGACUUCUCCAUCUCACCUCAAAAGUGGAGAGGCUAACUUUCAUAUGGGUCCGCUAAGGGCAGUUUCUAAUAUCCAGUAUAAAGACUUGCCUAAUGAGGAUAACUACUUUACAUCAAGUCCAAAUUUGCCUUUCUUAACAACUGUCCAAAAGGCGGAAUGUUUUGCGUUCCAAUCUCCUGUGGUGAAGAGACUGUCCUUGAGUGAAAGAGGAUGGAGACUAUCAUGGGUGAAUAAAGCUGACAACACCUACGAUGUGAGCUUAAUCUGUGAAGAAGACUUGUUGACCACUAUCUUCUGUGCCUGUGACACGGAACGCAGAGGAAAAGUGGCAGUUUCCAAAAUAGUUGAUUAUCUGAGACAUACAACUAGCCGGGGGUCAGAAGACAGUGGUCUCGAAGAGCUGUGCAACAUGCUUGAUCCUGAUAAAAGGGACAUCUCGAUGGACCUGGAAACAUACCAUGCUAUCAUGAAAGAAUGGAUUGAAGACUGUAAAAGAAAAUGGGAAGAUACCUCAAAGGAGAUAACCACAAAUACAGAAGACCCUGCCUUUAAAUUGCGUGAAGGCAUUCUAACAGCAAAAAGAACUCCUGCUCAGAUAAACAUUACAUCAGGAAGUUUAGAAGCCAUAGGUGGAGAUGUGUCCAGAGGAGACCUGGAGACCUCUGACUUGAUUACCUGUGUAGCAGACCUUCAAUUCAAGAAUCAGAAACUUCAAGAGGAGAACAGAAAACUAAAGAUGACAGUUGACACACUGGAGGAAACCAAUAAUAGGCUAAUGGAGGACCAGGAGGAUCUACAUACUCAAAUAAAAAGUGCCCAGCAGUCGGUUAUGAAAGCAAAAUCAUUAAAGGAAGAACUGGAAGAAAUGAAAAUUAACCUGAACACCUCAGAAGAGAAGAGACUCAAUAUUAUGACCCAGCAUAAACAGCUAGAAAAAGAGAAUCAGUCUCUCAUCAUCAAGAUCUCCUCUCUUCAGGAAGAGGAUAUUAGGAAUGCCUUGGAUAUGGAUGGCCUUCAGAAGAAGAUUGUGGAGUUAUCCAAAAAUGCAGCUGAGCUCCAAAUGCAGGUGCAUGUUUAUGAGAACACUGUGGCGAAUAAAGAUGCAAGUCUAUUAAAGAGAGACGUGGCCAUCCAAGAACUUAAAUCUACCAUUGUGGAAUACUCCUCUGUAAUUGAGGCCUUAAGAGUGGAAAAAAAUAAACUGGUGAAUAACAUGCAACAAAUGCAGCAAGAACUCAUUUCAAAUGGCAUAUACUUCCCAUUAAUACACAGAUUUAACAGCAGCGUCCUUGAAAGGACAAAUUCAUUGCACAGUGAAUUGGAACUUGCGCAACAGUCUUCACAGGUCACUGGAAGUGAAUGGGCAGCUUUGGAUGAAACAUUGGACCGAGAGGUGCUACUGUUACUGCAAGGCCCCGAACAACUGGGAGAAACCUUCAAGGCUAUCAUCCAAAAACUGCAAGAGGAAGCCUCUGAAGCAGAAGAACUUGUUGUGACCACUUUGCAAUGGGUUGCAGAUCCUGAGGUGAAUGUGCGGGAGACUUGUGAAAGAAAGCUUGCAGACCUCAAGCAAGUGCUAGAAGAGAGGCGAAAUCACUGGAUUAAAAAUCUCCAUCUCUUAGAAGAACAUAGAGAAUCCCUGGAUAAAGAGUUUGUUAGAAUGGCAGGAAAUCUGAGGAGAUUAAGAACAGAGCAGCUUCACUUAAGGAAAGAACUCUCUUCCGGACAACAUGAGCUAGAGGCUGUCAAACAGUUGCAGGAAGAAGCUGUCAGACGGGCAGAUGCUCUUGGCUUGCAGCUCCAAGAAGCUACCAAACAAUUGGAGGAUUCCUGCAAACAGGUUGAAGAUCGAGAUGGGGCACUUCAUUCUGCCUGGGAAGAAGCCAGAUCUUUGCAGUGUGUGCUAGAGGAAGCCAUUUCUGAACAGAGAAACCUUCAGGCUAUGAAUACAGCAUUAAUGAGCUCUUGCCAGACACUUGAGGAAAAACACAAAGAACAGGAAGCCAUUGUUAAUGCACUGAGAGAGAAACUAUUUAAGGGUCUACUUUAUGGAUUGCUGUGUCAGAGUUGCAUAGAUGUGGAGUCUAUUGACUGCAAUCCACUGUGCAGUUUAAACCAAGCGACAUUUAAAGAGAAGCACUUUUUCUGCUUCGAGCGAUUUGGGGGCCGAGCAGCAGGUCAGUGCACGGAACUGCCCCAGACUCCCUCCUUGGGGUACUCAUGCUGGUAUUCCACACCUCUGCUAGAUGCUCUGGCCUUGGAAAUACUACACCUGAAUCGAGGAGUGCACACAAGUAGUGAUCUCACAUGUGUAGCAACCAGAUCUCAAUCUAGGCUUGAAAAAGAGGAUCUGAAAAAUGGGUCUACUCUGGACAUGAUGCUGGAGGAACACAAGUGGAAGAUACGCUCUGUUGGUAACCAGACUCUCACAGACUUUGUUGCUUCCUCUGCUACAAUGGACACUCUAUUUACUGAGGAUAGUGAUGCUUGUCCUUUGACAUCGGAUAACACAGGCUUGUCCAGUGAACCUUCAACAUCAUCCCAAGAAGAAGCUAUUACAUCCUCUUCGGAGAGCCUCUUGUCAACUGAAUUGCUUCCUGGGGAGACACACUUGUGUGAGGCUUCUUGGGCAAAAGAUGAAGACACACCAGCCACUUUAGCCGUGAAGAAACCGGAUGAUAAGGAUCUGGAUGAUGAUGUAUCAGGUACUGAUCUGACUAACAAAAGGGAUUUUUGCCCCAUCAUGGAACAUCAUAAAACUACACCUGACACAGAACUAAAGCUAGAGCCGGAGAUCAAUGGGGAAAUGAAAGCUUCUAAACAGCAGACUGGACAAGGGUCUGCUAUAGUUUCUGAUAAAGUGGGAGAAGAAUUCCCUGUGACUGGCCUUAAAAUGACUAAAACCAAACAAAAUGACAACAUUUCUUCUAACGAAAAAGAGGUGGAGGCGGAGUUUCUCAGAUUGUCUCUGGGCUUUAAAUGCGACUUGUUCACCUUGGAUAAGCGAGUGAGGCUUGAAGAAAGGUCCCGAGACUUGGCUGAAGAAAACUUGAAAAAGGAGAUUGUGAAUGGGAUGAAACUGCUGGAGCAAGCACAGGAGAUCAUUAAGAAGCUGCAGAAAAGCUUGCAGUCCCUUAGUCAGUAUGCUGCCAGAGUUGCUAGUAGAGCAGAGAUGUUGGGAGCCAUUAACCAGGAGAGCCGGGUCAGUAAGGCUGUAGAAGUGAUGAUUCAACAUGUGGAAAACUUGAAACGCAUGUAUACAAAAGAACAUGCAGAACUUGAGGAGUUAAAACAGGUCCUGCUCCAAAAUGAAAGAUGCUUUAGCUCUUUUGGGGAUCAAGAUGAAUCUGCAAAUAAAAAGCUUCCAAGUUCUCUCAAUUUCAAGCCACAAUCAUCCCUACGAAGAGUCAGUAUUGCAGCAGUGCCAAGGAAUACUGGAAAUGCUGGUUUUAGUUUGCAGCUGGCCCAGUUGCAUGGAACAGAUGGAAAAGAAAGAAGUGACAAAAAUAGACGGUCAAGCAGUUGGGGUCGACUGGGAUCAAAACAACAUGAGAAGCGUCCUUCAUUGCAGCGAUUCAUUAGCACAUAUUCCUGGACAGAAUCUGAGGAAGAACAGUUUGAAACAAAAACCAAACAGGCAGAACCACCAAUUGAAGAAAUACGAGAAGAGAAAGCAAAGAAGCUAAGUGUUACUGAAAGGGGGAAAAAUCCAUCAAAAUGGAGUCUAGGAUCAGCCUGCAACAGGAUGUCGUCAUGGACCUCUCAUCUGAAGACUUCCUUCUCCAAAGCUAAUAAAACUCUCUGGAUUUCUCUUACCAUCAUCGUACUACUUGCUGCACUCACAAGCUUCCUCACAGGCCUGUCCCUCCAAAGACCUGCAGAUGCUGCUCCUGUGGGAACUGGGGAUUCCUGGAAAUCACUACAACAACUGCUGUGGCCAUAUACUAAACUUCAACACAAUGGCCCACCACCUGUGUAACACAAUCUGUAUUUUAGUUUGUAAAGUCUUCCCCUCCCCAACCCUGGACUUCCUGUUUUGUGUGUGUGUGUGUACAGCUCAAGUGUAGAAUUACAUAUACUACCUUUCUAAUAUGAUUUGAGAGUUAAAACUUCAAAACAAAUGGUUUUAAACUAUCAUUGAAAGUUGUUAAAUAUCGUCUAAAAAAAUUACGAAGCCCAAUCUGGAAAUACAAAUGCAAAUUCCCCCUCUGACAACUAAAGACUGUCUUAAUCCUGUUAAAGAUUCAAAGAAAGAUUUGUAAU
Molecule: messenger RNA, 4646 nt
Organism: Pelodiscus sinensis (Chinese soft-shelled turtle)
Lineage: Eukaryota; Metazoa; Chordata; Testudines; Trionychidae
Source: RefSeq, a predicted model, not a curated record